GCCCGCUCCGCCCGCCCGGAGCCCGGGGAGAGCCCGGCCCUGAGCCCGCAGCGCCGCCGCGAGAGGAGCAGAGCGGCCCCCGCGGAAAAGCCCUGAGGGAGGCAGGAGCCGGCUGCGAGGAGGAGGAGGAGGAGGGGGAGGAAGCGAGGGAAGGAGCCGCGGGAAAACAGGACAGGGAAGAGCUCGGAGCGGAGCCCGGGAGCGGCCGGAGCGCGCCGGAGGGGACACCCCCGCUGACCACCCGCAGCCAACGCCGGACCUGCCACCCCUCCUUGGGGACACCGAGCCGCGCGUCCCCAUCCCGCUGGAAUUCCGCUUCCCGGCAAAUCCCAGCCUCUCCUCCUCCUCCUCCUCCUCCUGCUGCUGCUGCUGGCGGUGUCACCCCAGGGCCACCACCCGAGUCCCCCCGCAUGGUGCGCCCCGAUCCCCCCGGGAAGCCUCGGCGGCGUUAAGAUGGUGAGAGCUGCCCGGGCCGGGCCGGGCGGGGAGCAGCGGGAUGGACACCGGCCCGGCCGCCCCGGGCGCGUAGGGAACGAUGGACUCGCGGAGCCGCCGGGAUGCGCAGCGCACGGAGCGGCCCGGCAGCGGCACCGGCAGCACCGGCACCGGCAGCGGCAGUGCUGAGGGAGAGAGGGAGCGCAUCCGCGGCCGCAUGAGGAUGGUGAUCGGGCAGCUCGAGGGCAUCCUGCGGGAGCUCAAGGAGGUGGCCAAGGAGCUCCGUGAGGUCGUGUCCCAGAUUGACCGCCUGACAUCGGACUUCGCGCUGGACCUGGAGCCGGACGCUUGGACUCCGGCCACAGCCAGCAGCACGUCCAGCAGUGACCGGGGCGGCGCCAGCCUUGAGCUUGGGCCUCUGGACUUCGCUGCCUCCGACGUCCUCUCGGACAGCUGGGAAUUCUGCUCCUUCCUGGACGCCUCCACGCCCUCGGACCCCGGCGAUUGCCCGGAGCCUCCACGGCCGCCGCCGGCCCAGCUGAUGAACGGGGGGGUCCCCGUGGCCAACGGUCCCCGUGGGGGCGGGGGGACCCCAGAUUCCUCCAGUGAGGAAUGUUUUGGGAGCACCACCGUUCCCAAAAUCCCGGCGCAGCGGCCGGCGGGGACGCGGGAGCGCGUCCGCUUCAGCGAUAAGGUGCUCUACCACGCCCUGUGCUGCGAUGACGAUGGUGAUGACGAUGCCAGCACUGUCAUUCCUGAUGAUCCUGCCAGGAAAGGGCCUCGGGAACAGCUCCUGAGGAAUCCAGGCACGAUCCCGAUCCGCAGGGCCAUGAGGAACAGCAGCACCCAGACCGUGGCCGAUAAGAGCACGCAGACGUUGCUGCCGUACGUCCCGGCCAGGCAGAGAAUUCCCAACAAAAACUGAGCCUGGAUCCGGGUUUGGGAAGGGUUUGGGGGAGGGGAAAAUCCCUGGGAAAGGGGUUGGAAAAGAUCUAUAUAUAAAUAUAAAUACAAAUAUAAAUAUAAAUAUAUAUUUCAAUAAAUCCGUACUCCUCAUAAACGCCGAGU
This is a messenger RNA of Catharus ustulatus (Swainson's thrush), 1503 nucleotides long. RefSeq names its product inhibitory synaptic factor 1 (gene INSYN1). Gene Ontology annotation, biological process: inhibitory postsynaptic potential. The coding region runs from base 536 to 1360 and encodes 274 amino acids. The transcript is spliced from 4 exons. The record is from RefSeq and is a predicted model, not a curated record. Gene Ontology annotation, cellular component: postsynaptic density. NCBI's taxonomy places the organism in Eukaryota, Metazoa, Chordata, Aves, Passeriformes, Turdidae.